AUGUACUAUGUUAAGCGGGCUAUAUAUGGGCCCGAUCCCAAGGAGCAGAAACGGAAAUGCGACGCUCUGAUUCGAAAAAACCAACGGGAAAUUGACAAGCAGCUGUCGGGAUUGAGGGCGAGCGAGAACAAAACCAAAGGUAUGAUUAAACAGUGCGCACGGAGAAACGACGUCAAAAGCGCCAGAAUGCUCGCACGUGAGAUAUUCAAGGCCCAAAAACACAGAGAAAAGCUCCUGGAGUCUAAGGCUCGGCUGAGUUCAAUCCAGAUGCAGGUAGGAGAGGCAUUUGCUAUGCAAAAGAUGCAAGGAUCCAUGACUUCCUCUGCACAACUCAUGAAAGAGGUCAACCAGUUGGUCCAGCUACCGGAGCUGAUGGGUACGAUGCAGAUGCUGGGGCAAGAGCUGAUCAAAAGCGGUGUUAUUGACGAGAUGGUCACGGAGACUCUCGAGAGCUUGGACGAGUACGAUGCUAUUGAGGACGACGCAGAGGGCCAAGUCACGAGUAUUUUAGACGAAAUUUUGGGCGAGAAAAAGACGACCGAGCCAGCAGUUGCCGCCCCAGCCGCCCCGGCCGCCGCCCGUGCGGAGCCCGAAACCGAAGCAGAGGAAGACGAGGCUAUGAUUUCGGACUUCCGCAAAAGAUUACAGGCAUUGCACACUUGA
Messenger RNA from Wickerhamiella sorbophila, 663 nucleotides. Its product is annotated as Vacuolar protein-sorting-associated protein 24. Gene Ontology annotation, cellular component: multivesicular body; ESCRT III complex. The record is from RefSeq and is a predicted model, not a curated record. Bases 1 to 663 code for a protein of 220 amino acids. NCBI's taxonomy places the organism in Eukaryota, Fungi, Ascomycota, Dipodascomycetes, Dipodascales, Trichomonascaceae. Gene Ontology annotation, biological process: late endosome to vacuole transport; protein transport; endosome transport via multivesicular body sorting pathway. The transcript has a single exon.